This is a messenger RNA of Coffea eugenioides, 969 nucleotides long. Its product is annotated as polygalacturonase inhibitor-like. Gene Ontology annotation, molecular function: protein binding. The transcript has a single exon. NCBI's taxonomy places the organism in Eukaryota, Viridiplantae, Streptophyta, Magnoliopsida, Gentianales, Rubiaceae. The record is from RefSeq and is a predicted model, not a curated record. Bases 25 to 675 code for a protein of 216 amino acids.
UAACAAGUUGCUUCAGUAUCAGCUAUGAAGACUUCAUUUUCUGCAUUCACAGCUAUUCUCUCCCUCUCCCUCCUCCUCUUCCUCUCCCUGCCAUCUCCAUCUCUAGCUGCCGCGAAAUGCAACGCGGACGACAAGAAGGCCCUUCUACAAAUCAAAGCAGGCCUGAACAACCCCUAUUACUUGGCCUCAUGGAAUCCAAACACUGACUGUUGUUCAUGGUAUGCUUUGGACUGUGACUCAAAAACUGGCCGUGUCAUUCAUAUCACCAUCUUCGAUGACAACAAAGUCUCGGCUCAAAUUCCGGCUGCUAUCGGCAACCUUCCGUAUCUGGAGAUGCUAGAUAUGAAUAGACUCCCAAAUCUUGUUGGUCCAAUCCCAUCUUCCAUUUCCAAGCUGACUCGUCUCAAUUUCCUUAGACUGAAAUCGAAUGGGCUAUCAGGGCCAGUUCCCUCCUUCCUUGGCCAGAUCAAGUCCCUGACUUUCUUGGACUUGUCAUUCAAUCAGUUCUCUGGUUCAAUCCCUCCUUCACUUACUCAAUUGAACUUGCAAGGCUUCGAUGUUAGCAAUAACAACCUCUGUGGUCAGAUUCCCCAAGGUGGGAAGUUGCAGAGCUUCGCUUCCUCAGCAUAUGAUCAUAACAAAUGCUUGUGUGGUUCUCCUCUUCCAGCCUGCUAAGUGUCCACUGAUUCUGGGAGUUGAGGAAAGGAACAUUUGGCUUACGCAAAAAUAUCCAUCCCAUAUUGAUUGCACUGCCACAUGUUCACUUACUUUCCGGUUGUUGCUCAAGAGUUACAGUUAUUAUUAUUACUAUUUAAAUAAGAUGUCGGCAUGAAGUUAAUAACUAAAACAUUUGUAUCCAGUUCUGUGUCAUGUAUAAUAUGAUCCUUGGAAUAAAAUUUGUUCCACCAGAAGUGGAAUGUUGUAUGAAAAUUCUCGUAUCUGGGAAUUGAAUUCCUUAGGCUGAUUAGU